AGCCUGAAUGCGCGGUCUAUUCAUCCUACGAGAGAAAAGUGGGGUUGUGCUCAAGAACAAUCCUGUAAAUAAUUUAAGAGGUGAAAUUCUUUCAAUAUGCUCUUCGAAAUCCGAUUCAAGCGAUAACAAUAGACCCACAAUAUCAAAUCAGAUAUCUGCUUGUCAUUUUUCUCCGGGGGGUUAUAAAUUAUACUUUGCACUAAAUUCAGGUGAUUUGUACUGCUUAGACUUUGUGAAGAACUGGUAAGCAUCAUUCAUCGUACCUGUUCGACAGAAAAUAUCUUUAGGUAUCAAUUAAUAGCUUCGUUGAAUCGUGGUAUUACAUAUAUAUGUUUAUGUGAACCACGUGGAUAUGUGCUUCUGGGUUUGAAUGAUAACAGCAUCAGGAUCUUAGACGAGGGUAACUUUUCGCUAUUUCCCAGGUUUCUUGUGAAGGAUAUGUUGCUAAUUUUGUGCUUUGUUUUCGUUCAAUAUAUCAGGACAUUUUUUUGGAUAAAAUGUACAUCAACGUAUGAUAUUUGCUCAUUCAGAAGUGUAGUGCCUUUGUCCUAUCAUCCCAUAUUAUCCAGACACAAUCAAUCUAUGCCCCAAAAAGUAGUUAUAAUUUCGACUGAAAAUGAUAUGAUUUGGUGGUUAACCAUUGCAAACAAUUUUAAAUUUUUUUGGUCAAGUCCUACCUAUCCUAGUUUCACAACUUUAUGAUAUUUUUUACGCACACGGUUCAGUUAAUUUUUACUAUGUCUCAAUAUCUAAAGAGUAAAAUUGUGCAGCUUUCAGGAUCGAGUAUAAGUAUAUCCUACUUGAAUGAUAUAUUUUCGUAAGAAAGUUGUAUAAUAUCGUGCCGUGCAGUCUCAUUCAAGGCCUCUAACCAUCGGUUGCCAUCAUCUCGCGAAUCCCAACCAGGUAGUCUACACCUACCAACAUGGUUCAGUCCACUUGUCAGUGACUUCAUGGAUUUGUGCCAUAUUUUGGCCUGGCUGCCCCUAGCCUUCUUCCAACCUACUCCUACCCCAUAAAGCAUUGCACGUCGGGGCAGUCGGUGGUUGGGCAUACGUAACACGUGUCCCAGCCAUCUCAACUGAUGAAGUUUUACUACUUCAUCAAUCGAUUUGCCAUCCUUACCUAGUACCCGUUUCCUAACAACUGCAUUACGUACCCGGUGGUCCCAGGAUAUACGAGCAAUGCUUCGAAGACACCUAUGAUCGAACACUAGUAGCCUACGGAUAUCCUUUUCUCUUAUCGACAAUGUUUCACUGCCAUAAAGUAGGACGGAACGACCUGCUGCACAGUACACAUGUCCUUUGGUUGCUAGACGGAUAUCUCGCCUACGCCAUAAAUGACGCAAGUUGGCGAAAGCUAGACGAGCCUUCUGUAUUCGUUCUGAGAUUUCGUCACACCAGACCACAAGGGCUGAUGAGACUCCCAAGAUAAGUGAAGUGGUCUACACGCUCAACUACUUCACUCCCUAUCAUUAGUUCAGGUGCCGAUGCAACCCAAUCCUGAAGUAACAUUUUGCAUUUCGAGGGGGAAAAUCUCAUCCCGAACAUGCCUGAAUAGUUGCUUAUAGUGAUCAGAAGACUCUGCAUUUUGUCAGCGUCUUCACCAAAUAGAACUAUUUUAUCGGUGUAUUCUAAGUCAACAAGUGAGCCUCCUGGUAGAAUUUCAACUGGAGAUUUAGCUGUUGGAAGUGUUAUCUCUAGAAGUAUGUCAACGACAAAGUUAAACGAGAAUGGGGAGAGUGGACAGCCCUGACGAACACCACUUGAGGUAACCAAUUCUGAUGACAGUUCUCCAUAGGCUCUAACUCGACCACUUGUGUUCUAUCAACGGAGUUAAAUGCCGCCUUAAGGUCAAGAAAUACUACGAUUGUGGGGCGUCUGAAUGUAUGUCUAUGUUCUACGACCUGACGUAGAGUGAAUAUCUGGUCUAUGCAAUCACGCCCAGGUCGGAAACCAGCCUGGUUUUCUCUAGUCUGCUCUUCACGAGCUUUUGUUAGGCGUCCAAGUAUUAUUGAAGCUAAUAUUUUAGACACUAUAUUAGUCAAACUGAUUCCUCUGUGAUUGUCACAGGAGGACCUUUGUCAUUUUUAUAGACUGGCACGAUCAGUGAUUGGGACCAGUCAGAUGGAAUUACCUCCAGUUCCCAGAUUCUACCUAAGACCUCAGUCAAUCUCGCUGCUAGUACUGGACCACCAUCCUUAAAAAUCUCAGGAGUUAACCUGUCAGUGCCUGCUGCUCUCCCUCGUUUCAGAUUUCAUAUAGCUUUUUCAACCUCGUAGAGAGUUGGGGGAUUUACGUCAAUUUGCCAUUCAGGAAGACUGGGGAUCGUGGGUAACUGAAGUGUGUCUGAAAGCCAGGUGAACUGAUCCCUAAAGUGUUCUGACCAUCGAUCUAAUCUCCUGGAUUAAGAAUGAAUGAUAUGCCCAUCUUUAUCUAAGAUAGUUUCACUGAUACUUGUUGUUCCUAAUACCGGUUUCUUUAACAAGUCUGAAUAGCUGUCUGCUGUUACCUAUUGCCGCUGCCUUUUCCAUCUCUCUAGCUUUCGCUACCCACCACUGUUCACGGUCACUGAGUAGGCCAUAGAGACCAGCUAUUUUAAUUCUGAAUACCAAUGAAGCGAAAUCUGUCUAUCUAUUACCAUCAUAUUCUAUCUUUAGAGUCCGGAAAUGAGAUUAAUUCUUUGAGUGGUCACACGUACAGAAUCUCUAAUAUAUCAGUUCAACCAGUUUCUGGUCGUUAUGGAUUAUCUACUGCCCUAAGUGAAGCAAUAUUAUGGGAUCUCGACACUAGCACAUGUCGCUGCAGAUUACAUAUUGGUCAAAAAGUGAAUUUGGUAUCAGUAACUUUCAUUCCACCUUGUGGUGAGCAAAUUGUAUCCUGUUUUCAAGAUGGAUCCAUUUAUGUUUGGAGUACAGAUUCUCUUCAGUGUUUAUUUAGGCUUAUUAACAGUGAUUAUCCGAAUCCACCGUAUAGAUCAAUUACAUUUACCAGCAAAGGUCAUUAUUUAUUUGCAGCUGGUCGUUCACCAUUUGUCUACUUAUGGGAUUUAAAAGGACAUGUAAAUUGUUUAAGUCAAGAUAGUCCAGAUUUAUAUGAUUCAAAUUCAAAUAAUCAGUUUUUACAUGAGUUAAUUAAACUUCCUGAACCAUUAAAAUCAGUUCGUCGAAUUGAAUGGAUCCCUAAAUCUUGUUUGGUUGAUUUUAACCAAUUUUACCAUGAUUCUAUGAUAUCUGAUGAGUUAUCUGGUCUGUUGUUAUUACUUGGCACUGAUAAACGUUUACGUCUUUUGAUACGAACCCAUGAAUAUUCUACAAAAUCAUUAGCUUGCACAGAAAAUUCGCCAAAGCAUCAAUUGUCAAAGAACUCAACUUCCAUCUAUUGGAAAUGCUUGUUUACGUUUGGAUUCGGUUCAUUAGAAGACCCACUGUUAUCAUCAUUUAGUGUACCGGCUUACGGUAUUUUAGAUCUCUCUGAUUGUCAGGGAAAACAACGGAAUAAAUCUUUCAAUUGUCAUUCAUUAUUGGCUAUUCUUGAUGAUCACGGCUUAUUACACAUAAACGACCUUUCAAUAGUAUUAAACUUCCUCAAAAGCUCAUCAAUACCUGUAAUCAAAGUGAAAAAUGAGACUUCAAACGAAAAGUCUUCCCUCAAACACAUAGAAAACAAUAAGAGAAACGACUUUCCAAAUUUUAAAAUGUUUACAAGUUAUAAUAAAAAUAUAUGUACGACAGAUUCAGGUUUAUCACAUGUAAGAGAGCCUACUAGUGCUUUUUUGGAUCGCAAACGUUUACGUUUAUUACUUAGAGAAUUCGGGAAGUUUCCAAAUAAAUAUCGGUUGUUCAUUUGGCGUUCUGUUUUGCAAAUUCCAUGUAAUACCCAAGCUUUUAGCAUUCUACAGAAGAAAGGUAUCCAUCCAGCCUAUGAUUUAUUAUCUAUGCGAUAUCCUAUGCGGAGUCAAAGAUUACUGAAAGCCCUGCAAAAAACUUGCUCGGCAUUGGCUUAUUGGUGUCCAUUGUUUGGUGAAACAGAUUGGUUACCGUUGUUUGUUUUUCCUUUUCUAAAAUUACAUCAGAAUAAUCUGUUGCAUGCAUUUGAAGUUGCAGCUACAAUACUGAUCAAUUGGUGCGGUACUUGGUUUGAAUUUUUCCCGAAUCCCCCAAUUAAUAUUCUUUGCAUGAUUGAAAACAUUAUCGCUUACGCUGAUCCAGUACUGUAUCGUCAUUUUGUGCAAUAUAACAUCACGACCGAGAUUUAUGCCUGGCCACUUCUUCAAACUGGUCUAAGUGAAGUAUUUAAUGAAGAUGAAUGGUUGUGUCUUUGGGAUUCUUUAAUAUGUUACUCACCUAGUCUAUUACUUGCUGUAGUUGCAAGUUAUUCUAUCUGCUCUCGAGGAUCACUUCUUAUGGUUCAGAAUACUGAUAUAUUUGAAGCAUACUACCAUAGUCAAAGUACUUUACAAAUAUCAAAUAUUAUUGAGCGUGCUCAUCAAUUACUUACUUCAACACCUUCAAAUAUACAUCCAGGAAGAUUAUUGUCUUCGCUUAUGCAAACGGAUAGUCAAAAUAAAAACAAAGAAAAUACUUGCUCAUCGUUUCAGCCACUGACAAGUCCCUACUAUCCGAUAAUCACUCGUUAUCCUAAAUUCAUUGUAAAUUACCAUAUACAAGAACGUGAACGUAUUCGAGAGGAAGAAAAAGAAUAUCUCAGGCAAAAAGCUACUGUCGAAGAUAUGCAACGUCGAGCUCAAUUAAUGAUGAAUGAAGAACACAAUUGGUAUCGCCAGCAGCAGUUACUUUUAGAUGCUGAGGAUCAUCGAAGAACAUUAUUAGCUGAAGAAGAAAAUAAGCUGCGUGAACAUCGAAAAAGAUUAAGUGCAUUAAUUCGCGAAGUGAAAUUACAUGAAUUAAGCUUAGCUGAAGAAUCUCGUUGUCAUUUUAGACAACUCGAUAUUCGACGUCGCCAGUGUGAAUUAAACAAGUUAGAACAAGAGUUAACUCGAUUGACUAAUUGCCGUAUCGACGAGAUAGAUUCAGCUGCUUACGCUGCAGAAUUAGCUGACUUAUGUGAAAAACUACACCAGAGGCGUGCAGAAACUUUAGCUAUUAUAAAUGAACAGCUACAAUCACGUGACAGAAACCAACCAUCAAACAAAGAAUGUCUUUUUCUAACAAUCUCUCCAAAUACCAAUGAUUCAAUUACCCAAGGCAGAUAUCUUGAGAGGAAUGUUAAUGAAGGUUAUUCAGACAGUCUAGACUAUGUGAAAUCACCAGUUGAUUCUGAUGUGGCAAAGUCAAACCUAAAACGUAACAGUUCGAAUAAUAAGUUCAACUCAGUAACAAUGUUUCCCUUCACUUCGACCAAACUCGGACCACAAACUGUCGAUUAAUACCGGCGUGAAAUAUAUUCCUAUGUUACUUACCUUUGGAAAUUGUCGUGAAUGAUCAAGAAAAAUUUAUUUACGGUCCAGUUAUUUCGAAUCCUCGUUGUAGUCGAGACAGCAUUAAUAGCCAAUAUUCUUGUUUCAAGUAUGUUGAAAUUUUCACAUGUCGAUGUGUUCAUCAGUAGCUCAGGUUGUCCGAAGUUUCUCUAUCCUCUCAAAAAUGUAUAAAUAUAAGUAGUUUUUUAAUU
Messenger RNA from Schistosoma rodhaini, 5627 nucleotides. Lineage: Eukaryota; Metazoa; Platyhelminthes; Trematoda; Strigeidida; Schistosomatidae. The record is from the annotation of a GenBank genome assembly.